AUGGGACGAAAGGCUGUUGAUAUUACUACAAAACGAACCAUUAUUCUUUUGCGUGCCAGUGGAAUGUCACAACAUGAGAUUUCUCGAAAACUGAACAUCUCUCGGAAUUGCAUUUGUCAAACUAUUAACAAAUUCAAUAAACUUCACACAGUCGCUACGAAACCUGGAGCUGGACGUCGUUCAAAGUUAACAGAUCGGCAAAAACGAGCUAUUAAAUUACAGCAAGUUCGUGAUGAUACUCUCUCGUUAAACGAUCUUAUUCGCUACGUUCAAACAAGUUUCAACAUAACUGUCAGUCGUCCAACAAUGAGUCGUAUUCUCAAUGAAUUCGACAUAUUUUCUUAUGUUGCACCGAGGAAACCUCGGAUAAAUCAUAGACAACGAUAUUCUCGUCUUCAAUGGUGCUACCAACAUUUGAGCUGGGCAGAAAAUGAUUGGUCAAAUGUUAUAUUUACGGAUGAAAGUAAUUUCGAAAUAUUGAAUCGAAAGAAUCGGAUCUAUAUACGUCGAUUUCGAAAUGACUUAAAACGAUUUAAAUGGUCUCAACCGCGGGUGCACAAAGGUGGCGGUGUUGGUAUAUGGUCUUAUCUAACAUGCCAUGGUCUAGGGCCGAUUGUAUUCUAUGAUGGGUCGCUAAAUUCCGAUAAAUAUAUUGAUAUACUCGACCAGCAUUUACCAACAGCAUAUGAAAAAUUCUUGCCACAAUCACCUCGUAAAAUUUUGCUGCAGCAAGAUAAUGCUCGUCCUCAUGUGUCAAUCAAGACUCGAAAAUAUUUCAAGAAAAAAAAGAUUAAUCCCAUUCCAUGGCCAGCAAAUAGUGCAGACUUAAAUUUAAUAGAGAACAUUUGGUCCAUCUUAGAUGAUAAACUUUUAAAAUAUAAUAUUAAUAACACGGAACAACUAAAAACUGCAUUAAAGAUGGUGUGGAUGGAACACUCACAUGAUGCAAUACAAAAACUGUUUGAAUCUAUAUCCAAACGAAUCCGUCAAGUAAUCAAACGUCGAGGUUUCGCUAGCCAUUAUUAG
Molecule: messenger RNA, 1026 nt
Organism: Rotaria socialis
Lineage: Eukaryota; Metazoa; Rotifera; Eurotatoria; Philodinida; Philodinidae
Source: the annotation of a GenBank genome assembly